Messenger RNA from Metopolophium dirhodum (rose-grain aphid), 996 nucleotides. RefSeq lists its product as uncharacterized. Bases 1 to 996 code for a protein of 331 amino acids. Lineage: Eukaryota; Metazoa; Arthropoda; Insecta; Hemiptera; Aphididae. The transcript has a single exon. The record is from RefSeq and is a predicted model, not a curated record.
AUGUAUAAUAUUUUUAAAAAGUAUGAUCCUUUUAUUGAAAGAAUUCAAACUAAAACAUGGAUACCUACAAAUAACAUUCAUCUUAAUACACCUAAUAAAGACACAAUUUUUAAAGUAAAUAGUAUGGAAAGUUUUCUGGUUAUUAGAAAAACAAAGUUUUUUAUGUCUGGUAGGUAUUUGCAAGAAGAUGGAAAAGAAUAUCCUAAAGAUUCAAAAAUAGAACUAUUGGAUAAUUUUACUCCAUUUUUAUUUAGUAAAUGUACAGCUAAAAUUCGUGGUAAAACAAUAAAUGAAAUUGAGUAUACAGGAAGAGUAAGUACAAUUAAAGGUGUUAUAAGCUACUCUCUGGAUUUAAACGGACCAACUAUAAACUCAGGUUUUGUAAGUAAAUUUAAAGGUGGAGGUCAUUUUAAUGUUAUGGGUAAUUUAUCUCAAUUUGGCAUACCAUUUUUCAAAGACCAUCCAUAUCCUGUUUUCAAUUGUGACAUGGAAUUAUGUUUUACUAGAAAUACAGAUGAUGAUGCUUUAUUAAAAAGAGUUGUUGCAGGAACAGAAGAUGGUAAAAUUAUUAUUGACGAACUUACAAUUAAAAUUCCAAUUGUAGAAUGCAAUCCUUUGCAAAAAGUGUUAUUGUUAAAAGAGUUAACUGAACUUUCUCAAGAAAAAAAGUAUACUUUUAAUUUUAAAGCGUGGCAAUGUAUUGAGGAAAGAAAUAUUUCGGGAAGAACUAUAAAAAUUGAUUUAACAUCUCAAUAUCGAAGUGUGUUUUGUGGUUUUGGAUUACAAACAAACAGAUUAAAUACUCAAAACAAUGAUCCUGGUGAAUUUGAUCAUUGUUGUGUUAGAAACUAUUGGUUUGAAAUAAAUGGAAAACGUUAUCCUGAAGAAUGUCAAGAUGAAGAUUUUAAGAAUAAUAAAUUUUGUCAAUCUUAUGAGAAUUUCAUGUCUUAUAAAUUAACUUACCAUAAAAAUCAACAAGAACUUCCAUUGAUGUAA